Anopheles nili is the source of this 1089-nucleotide messenger RNA. RefSeq names its product NPC intracellular cholesterol transporter 2 homolog a (gene Npc2a). NCBI's taxonomy places the organism in Eukaryota, Metazoa, Arthropoda, Insecta, Diptera, Culicidae. Bases 210 to 683 code for a protein of 157 amino acids. Gene Ontology annotation, molecular function: sterol binding. The record is from RefSeq and is a predicted model, not a curated record. The transcript is spliced from 4 exons. Gene Ontology annotation, biological process: intracellular cholesterol transport.
GAUCGGACGUCAGGCGGAUCGAAGCUCUCGAACUACCCGUUUUCCACCACCGUUCGUUGCGCCGUUUUUUGUGAUUGCCCCCUGACCAGUAUCAGCUUUGUUGAUAGCAACGGUUCAACGGCUUGCUGAGCGUGUUUUAAAAUAUAGAUCGAAGAAGGCAGCGACGCAGAUUUUUUUCGUUAGUGACACACAUAUAACCCGAUUACACUAUGAGCAGCAAAUUGGCAGCGAUAAUUUUGUUGGCGGGAGUGAUUUGCCUCACGUUUUUACCACCGUCAAUUAGUGCUGCAGAGUUUACUAGUUGCGCCAAUGAAACUGCCAUCGGGAAGUACUCCUUAGUCGAGGUCUCGAACUGCGCGGAUAGCGAUGCAUCCUGCACCCUGAAACGCAACACCAAUGCCACCAUCGCCAUCACCUUCACCAGUUCCGAGGACCUUCCGGAUCUGAAGGCGGUCGUACACGGUAUCAUCCUCGGUAUGGAAGUGCCAUUCAAACUGCCCAACGAUAACGGCUGCACGGAUAGUGGCCUCGAAUGUCCGCUCACAAAAGACACCAGCUAUCGCUACAGCACCACCCUGCCGGUUUUGAAACAGUAUCCAAAGGUCUCUGUCGAGGUGAAAUGGGAGCUCAAAUCAGCAGACAAGGAUGUGCUGUGUGUGCUGAUUCCCGCUAAAAUACAGUAGCUGUAGUUGCUCUGCAAAAACCUUCCCUCCAACCAUCACUCACACUCCACCCAACCGUCCUGAAGGGAGGCUAGCUGACGCUCGACCACGUGCUAUGUUCAUCCUUAACCUAAUCGGCUGACAGGAGGACUUUAAAUGGAGAGAAUUGAAGUGCCAGCAAUUGACCGCUAGAAAACAUCUACCCGUGCCGUAAAUCACGCGUUGUUCAUUCUUGCGAGACACGAUCACCUGCCCGAACCGGAUGGGAGCGUUAUUCAUGCCGUACAUCUUCCCGUGUGAUCAGCGCCAUCCUCCCGUCCACGCCACUGGUGGCCAUCGUGCGUAGGGAGCCGCCUAAUCCGUUAAUUAGAUUACAAUUGAAAGUGGAGUCAAUCCAAUAAACUCACCCUCUCCGGUUUUGCUCGUA